This is a messenger RNA of Oncorhynchus nerka (sockeye salmon), 1845 nucleotides long. Its product is annotated as serine/threonine-protein kinase TBK1-like. The record is from RefSeq and is a predicted model, not a curated record. The transcript is spliced from 5 exons. The coding region runs from base 94 to 462 and encodes 122 amino acids. Lineage: Eukaryota; Metazoa; Chordata; Actinopteri; Salmoniformes; Salmonidae.
UACAGUAUAGUACUAAUAUAAUGCUCCUCUGACAGACAGAAGCUGGUGUUCCAUGCCACCAAGGCCAGGUCUCUGUUUACAGAGGAGUGUGCCAUGAAGUACCGCCUCUUCAUCUCUAAGAGCGAGGAGUGGAUGAGGAAGGUGCAUCAUGUGAGGAAGCAGCUGAUUGGUCUAACCAGCCAAUUCAACAGCGUGGAGAAAGAAGUUUCCAUGGUGAUGGAUAGAGUUAUUAAGCUACAGGAGCAGUUACCUGGUAAGGUGCUACCUCUGGCAUCCAGUGGUAUGGUGAAGCCUCAAGCCUACCUCAGCCAGAGCACCUUGGUAGAGAUGACCCUGGGGAUGAAGAAGCUGAAGGAAGAGAUGGAGGGGGUAGUAAAGGAGCUGGCCGAGAACAACCACUUCCUGGAGAGGUUUGGCUCUUUGACAUUGGAUGGAGGAAUGAGAAGUGUGGACCGUAUCUGAGACCAUGUGGCCCCUCGCUACACCCUACACCUUCACCCAACCUCCAUACCCACCCUACACCUUCACCCACCCUCCAUACCCACCCUACACCUUCACCCACCCUCCAUACCCACCCUAAACCCUCCCCCCGACUCUCACCCACCUUAAACCCUCACCCAACCUCCCUACCCACCCUAAACCCUCACCCACCUUAAACCCUCACCCAACCUCCCUAUCCACCCUCCACCUUCACCCAACUCUCCCCCACCUUAAACCCUUACCCAACCUCCAUACCCACCCUCCACCUUCACCCAACCUCCAUACCCACCCUAAACCUUCACCCAACCUCCAUACCCACCUUAAACCCUCCCCCAACUCUCCCCACCUUAAACCCUUACCCAACCACCAUACCCACCCUAAACCCUCACCCCUCGACUCACCCACCUAAACCCUCACCCAACCUCCCCCUGACUCUCAACCCACCCUAAACCCUCACCCCUGACUCUCAACCCACCCUCACCCCUCGACUCACCCACCCUAAACCCUCCCCCCUGACUCUCAACCCACCCUCACCCCUGACUCUCAACCCACCCUCACCCCUCGACUCACCCACCCUAAAUCCCCACCUCAAUCCACUUUCUAGACCAGGGGUCUCCAACCUUUUCAAGCAUGAGAGCUCCCUUCAAAUAGACCCGUUGUUGCAACUCUUCCCCGGGUCCUUAGUGUACAAGAGACACUGUUUUCUGUCGAUAUACCUGGUAAAACAAUGGUUGAUAAACACUAAAGGAGGCCCUAUCAAAUCUGAGCUGUUUUUUUUCUCCCAAAUUUUUCUGUUUUCUCAGUUGAUGUAUUUAGUUUUUACUCUCAAAACGGCAUGUUCUGAGUCCAUGUCAAUGUUUAAAUCACAUCAGAAGAAACUAUUUUUAGGUUUGGAAGAAAACGAACACGUUUAGAUUUUGGAGUGCAAUUCCCUUCCCUGACCCCACCAGUCUACAGUCUCGACCCUGACCCCUACCUGACCCCCACCUCAAUCCACUAUUUAUUCCCUGACCCCUAACUGACCCCACCAGUCUACAGUCUCGACCCUGACCCCUACCAGUCUACAGUCUCGACCCUGACCCCUACCAGUCUACAGUCUCGACCCUGACCCCUACCUGACCCCCACCUCAAUCCACUAUCUAUUCCCUGACCCCUAACUGACCCCACCAGUCUACAGUCUUGACCCCUGACCCCUAACCUGACCCCACCAGUCUAUAGUCUCGACACUGACCCCUACCUGACCCCACCAGUCUACAGUCUCGACGCAGACCCCUACCUGACCCCACCAGUCUACAGUCUAGACCCCUACCUGACCUCACCAGUCUACAGUCUCGACGCUGACCCCUACCUGACCCCACCAGUCUA